AUGACGAUCAAGAGAACGCGGACGCGCUGCUUCUCUGGCCUGUUCCUGCUCGCGUCUGUGAGCUACUACUUAAGCAGCCGUGACGAAGCAGCGAACACCGGGACAUCCACGCAAGAGGCCGACGCGAUGCCCGGCUGGAGUCUUCACUUCGACAGUGUCGACACGUUGUGGGACCUUUGGGCCGUGCGUCGCGAGUGCCUCUACCCUCAGCAAGUGGUGUUCUUCAUCUGCUCGGGACCGCAAAACUGGAGGCGUCGCGCGGCCAUACGCGACUCCCUGUUCGAGGAGAAGGCCAAGGUCUUCUUCAACUGGACCGGAAUGUUCGUCGUCGAAGAACCGCCAGAGGACACCGCUGAGUACGCCUGGACGCACCUCGAAGCCCGGGUGAUGGGAGACGUUCUGUUGGUGCCGCAUGGAAGACAGUACGCGGCACGGAGGACGAUGCUUCUGGGGAUGCGUUGGAUUCGCCAGCACUGCGCCCACGCCCUUUAUGUCAUCAAGGUAGACGAUGACGUCCUGAUCGAGCCAUUCGUGCUUUUCGAGUACCUGAUGAGCAACGUGGAACCGCGAGGGCGCUUGCUGCACUGCGCCACCAUGACAACAUCCAGCAGGAAGCAGAUCCCACCACCCUGGACGAGAACGUAUGGCGUCGAGAGGACCGUAUUCGACAGCUCGUCGGUACGCAGCUUCUGCGUCGGCCACGCCAUCAUCAUGAACAUGCCCAUUGUGAGCGACUUGCUUCGUGUCUCGAAACUACUGUCUCCUUGGUCCCGUUGGUCCGAGACGGCUUACGUCACGGGUCAUCUGGCCACAGCGGCCGGCUUGGGUCACACGGACCUUGGAAAUCGCGUGGCUUGGCGAGACUCGGAGGCCUACUCUUUCGUCGACGGUGGGUGGUGGAUAUUUUUCCACCUCGGGAGCACGUUUGCCGCGACCACCUUGCGGAGAGCGCUGUGGCACCAGGGCAUUUGGAACGAGGCCCUAGGCGAUGACAAGAUCCGAAAGGGACUGUCGUUGAGAACCAAACCGGCGCAGUAUGACCCGGAACUUCGGUAUUUUUACGAUGAUUGA
This is a messenger RNA of Rhipicephalus microplus (southern cattle tick), 1071 nucleotides long. RefSeq names its product acetylgalactosaminyl-O-glycosyl-glycoprotein beta-1,3-N-acetylglucosaminyltransferase. Gene Ontology annotation, biological process: protein O-linked glycosylation. Gene Ontology annotation, cellular component: Golgi membrane. Gene Ontology annotation, molecular function: hexosyltransferase activity. Lineage: Eukaryota; Metazoa; Arthropoda; Arachnida; Ixodida; Ixodidae. The record is from RefSeq and is a predicted model, not a curated record.